ACCCCUAAUGUCUCAGUCCAGAGUUGGGGGUCCAGAAAAGGCAGUUGCAGUGUCCGCUGCGACUCAGCAAAGUGACAAUAUCGCACAUGCACUGGCUGGCGCUGGAGGCGGUAUUCUCUCAAUGGUCUUGACUUACCCCCUCAUAACCCUCUCAACAAGAGCACAAGUUGAGUCCAAGCGCGCUCAUUCCACAACUUAUGAUGCUAUAUGUCGUAUUGUUCAGAGGGAGGGAUUUACUGGGCUCUAUGCGGGUCUUGAGUCUGCUCUUUUCGGCAUAAGUGUUACCAAUUUUGUCUAUUACUAUUGGUAUGAAUGGACGCGCUCGGCUUUCGAAAAGGCAGGUACACGAGCGGGGCGGAGUUCUAAAAAGCUUACGACAGCUGAGUCGAUAGUUUCCGGGGCUAUCGCUGGGGUUGCAACGGUCAUGAUUACCAAUCCAAUUUGGGUUGUGAACACCAGGAUGACAGCUCGCAACUCCGAGUCAGUCCAAGAAGCAUUGCCCGGUGCUUCUGCCAAGAAAACUCGAGCAUCAUCAACAAUUGCCACAUUGAUGGCAUUGCUUCGACAUGAGGGCCCCAAAGCUCUAUUUGCCGGUGUCCUCCCUGCUUUAAUCCUGGUGAUUAACCCGAUUCUGCAGUAUACAAUAUUUGAACAAUUAAAGAACGUUCUGGAACGCCGUAGGCGAAUGACGCCAAAGGAUGCGUUUUAUCUCGGCGCUCUUGGCAAGAUAUUGGCUACCUCGAUUACUUACCCUUAUAUCACGGUCAAAAGCCAGAUGCAUGUUGCCAAAAAGGAUGAUCCCAAAGAAAGCCUGAAUGGGAGUCUAAGGAGGAUCAUCAAGGAGGAGGGUUAUGUAGGAUUGUACAAAGGUAUCGCACCAAAGGUCACCCAGAGCGCUAUCACUGCAGCAUUCUUAUUCGCAUUCAAGGAUGUUCUGUAUGAUUUAAUAAUCUCUAUUCGGAAGAAAAACCGGACAAUCUCCAAAUAAAAUCUAUGAUGUACCAAGACAGCAGUGAGACGUUGUAAUAAUACGGCUCGCGG
This is a messenger RNA of Aspergillus heteromorphus CBS 117.55, 1041 nucleotides long. It is a transcript of the gene pmp47, whose product is annotated as putative peroxisomal membrane protein Pmp47. The record is from RefSeq and is a predicted model, not a curated record. NCBI's taxonomy places the organism in Eukaryota, Fungi, Ascomycota, Eurotiomycetes, Eurotiales, Aspergillaceae. Bases 8 to 988 code for a protein of 326 amino acids. The transcript is spliced from 3 exons. Gene Ontology annotation, molecular function: coenzyme A transmembrane transporter activity; NAD transmembrane transporter activity; FMN transmembrane transporter activity. Gene Ontology annotation, cellular component: peroxisomal membrane.